CUGACUUCCCUUACAACCCUUUGCACGUCGCACGAGGUCGCAAUAUUCUCGAUCUGAUGUGACCCUACAGUAUGUGACUAAGGAACACAGUUUUAUCCCUCUUUAAUCGGUUUUAAUAAUGGAAAGACACUUAAUGGACUCUCAAAUCAAAGGAGUUAGCACAGGCACCACCAUCUUGGCGGUGACGUUCAAUGGAGGGGUCAUCAUUGGCUCAGAUUCCAGGGCGUCCAUUGGAGGGUAACAUGCUGACCACACCGCUCGUGUUACAUGCGCGAGCGAGCGCUGCAAAAUAAAUGUACACAUACAUGUUAUUCAAUCAUUGCAUUCAAACUGCUCACGUGCGUCAACAAACGUCUGCGUAGCCAGGAGCUAAAAUAGAACUUGGUUCUAUUUGUGACGCUUGACCCUCUGCAAGUCCCGCCUCUCCCAUCUCCUCAUUGGUUUUUUGGAGCAUAUACCCACGUGGGUGAUUGAAAGAUGAACUGAGGUCCACACUCCAGUCCAGUUGGUGGUGGUAAUGCACCAAGUUUGUUGCCAACCGCCAUAUAAAGUCUGAAGAAAAAGAAGAAGACUGAAGGAGGAGCGAUUACUAGAAACUAACUUGUGUACCCUUUUAUCUGUGGAUUAAUGGUCGGAGUAGAGGACCUUGUGCAUUUCAGGUACUACGUGUCCUCUAAGACCAUCAACAAGCUGAUCCAGGUCCAUGACAGGAUAUUCUGCUGCAUCGCCGGCUCCCUGGCAGACGCUCAGGCCGUCACCAAGGCUGCCAAGUUCCAGAUCUCCUUCCACAGUAUUCAGAUGGAGUCCCCUCCUCUGGUGAAGGCAGCAGCGUCCGUGUUGAAGGAGCUGUGCUACAACAACAAGGAGGAGCUGCAGGCCGGCUUCAUCACUGCAGGCUGGGACAGGAAGAAAGGGCCACAGGUUUACACAGUGGCCCUGGGCGGUAUGUUACUCAGUCAGCCAUUCACCAUCGGAGGAUCAGGCAGCACAUACAUCUACGGUUACGCCGACGCCAAAUACAAACCUGACAUGAGCAAAGAGGAGUGCCUGCAGUUUGCUACAAAUGCUCUUGCCCUGGCUAUGGGCAGAGACAAUGUCAGCGGGGGUGUGGCACACCUGGUAGUGAUCACGGAGGAGGGGGUGGAGCAUAUUGUCAUCCCUGGAGACAAGCUGCCCAAGUUCCACGACGAGUAGUGACACUUCAAUCAGCCAAUCAGCUGUGACACUCUGUGAGAGGAAUUUGGAACCUUCACCCAGCCAAUCACUGUUGUUCAUACUGUACAUGCAGCAUUUGGUGUUCAUAGGCCUAACUAUUCACAUCAGUUUUGGGACUGUGGUUAGAAAUAAACACUAAUGAUUUCCAAGAGUUCAAUGUGAGAAUCUACUCUGCUCCUGUCUAUGUGUUUUCUAAUCCACACUGUGUUCACUUUGUUUCUGUGCUUUAUAUAUAUUUUUUUAUCUGAUGACCUUUGUAUGGAAUCCAUCAAAUCAAAGUAAAAAAUAUCUUUACA
Oncorhynchus kisutch (coho salmon) is the source of this 1511-nucleotide messenger RNA. Its product is annotated as proteasome subunit beta type-6-B like protein. The coding region runs from base 628 to 1194 and encodes 188 amino acids. Lineage: Eukaryota; Metazoa; Chordata; Actinopteri; Salmoniformes; Salmonidae. Gene Ontology annotation, cellular component: proteasome core complex; cytoplasm. The transcript has 6 exons. The record is from RefSeq and is a predicted model, not a curated record. Gene Ontology annotation, molecular function: threonine-type endopeptidase activity.